Molecule: messenger RNA, 705 nt
Organism: Chironomus riparius
Lineage: Eukaryota; Metazoa; Arthropoda; Insecta; Diptera; Chironomidae
Source: the annotation of a GenBank genome assembly
AUGGGAAAGAAUCAGAAAGAGGAACAAGCAAAAUCAAAGUUUGGACAAUCCGAGAAACUGAACAUGUCAACAAAAAUAAUGAGUGGUUUAGUGCAACUGGCAUUAACAGGUGUAGCGGUUUUAAUUGUCUUUAAGACAGUUCAAGAUGCCGGAAUAGUUUUAUAUACAUUCCAUCCAACACUUAUGGCAAUUGGUUACUUAAUCUUAAUGGCUCAAGGAAUACUUGGAAUGUCAAACAGAAGCAUAUGCAGUGAAUCAAUCAGCCAUAAUAGACGACUAAAACUUCACUGGAUCACACAAACAAUCGCUGUCAUUCUUAUAACAAUCGCACAGACCAGCAUUUUUGUAAAUAAGAAUAUUAAUGGAUAUCCACAUUAUCAAUCCAUUCAUAGCAUCUGUGGACUUGUUACCUAUCUUAUGACCUUAUGUGGAACUGUCGGCGGCAUCUGCAACAAUUACAGUACAUCGUUGAAAAAAUUCAUGAAACCCGUUCAACUAAAAGUCGGACAUGGAUUCGCUGGUAGUUUAGUUUAUGUCCUCGCGUCUGCAACAAUUUGCGUUGGCAUAAAUCAAGUAUGGGGAGAUGAAGAAGAUGCCCAAAUUAAAUUAGCAUCUAUUGCUGUUAUCUUGAUUAGCGCACUUUAUGUUGUAUCAGCAAGUAUUAAAACAGCAUUAGCACGUGCUGCCUCAAUGUCGAAGAAAUAA